CGGGGUCAAGUUUACCAUUGAAGCUGCUUCACUCAACUCUGUCUCACGCUCCACUACUAUAGAGUUUAGUUAGCCUCUUAGCUAGCUGUUAAAAGGUUGUUUUAUUAGCCUUUGCCUAUUUGGCCAGCUCAAACCAACUGAUCUGCCACGUUGGAUAUCAGAAAUUGGCUUUGCCAAAGUACCCAAACAAGCCAAAAGGAGAAGGAUAGCGAUGAGCGGCAGCGUCAACCAUCGAGGCCGCUGCCAAGCCUAGUAGCGAUGAUGCUGUCGAGCUCCAGCUAGCUGUGCAUGCAGAUCUUACCCACCCUUCCACAAGCUCCACCAGGAUAACGGCUUCACAGCCCCUCCACCGCCGACUGUUCCUGACGAUCUUGGAACAGAGUAGCCAGCCCAGGUUAUCUUAGAAUCCUACCCUAGCUGCAGGGUUUCUGUCCAAAAACAUUAAUUUAAUAGCAACUGGUUCAUAGGAAGAGAGUUGCUGGAAUACUCGUUUACUGCAGAUGAGGCAUUUUGUUUCCUGUGUCGAAGGUACUAUGUUGGGUCCAAUGCUAACGCAGACAAGGCCUUCACCCAAGCUGGGUGUUCUGACUGGAAGCAUGCUAUUGAUAGUACCAAAGGAUCUGACACUGCUCGCCCAAAUAUUUAUAUAUUCUUAAUUCCAUUCCUUUACUUUAGAUGAGUAUAUGGUUGUGACAUUGUUAUGACUGCACUGUCGGAGCUAGAAACACAAGCAUUUCGCUGCACCCGCAAUAACAUCUGCUAAACAUGUGACAAAAUCAAAUUAGAUUUGAUUUGCUAGGCACGCAUCAAGCAAAAGGGAAAAUGCGUUUUCUGUCUAUGAUUGAAUAUACUCUACAAAAAGACAAGGAACUUAGCACGGUGUUUUAGCACCAUAAACCCACAAUGCCGCACACGUCACGCAAUAUUCCAAAUGAAAUCAUAGGGCUCAUGAGUGGAGUGUCCACAGCUACAUCCACUGUCACAAAUGCGUUCAGUCAGCACGGAAGAAGCGCUAGGACUGUUCAACUAAUCCAACUGGCAUUUUGAUGGGAAAGAUUUCGGGGAGAAUGGAAUGAUCGAUUACUCAAGAUGCCGAGGCUGCAACUUCUGAAAAGGAUUCGCCACGCCUCCAAGACCACUGUGGACCCAAAUGAGGUGAAGAGGUUCCGGCUUCUCGCCACCAAGUGGUGGAACGAGCAGGGAGAAUUCGCAGCCCUUCACUCAAUGAACGACCUCAGGGUGCCUUUCAUACGGGAUAAUCUGUUGAACGCACAUGGCGGGCGGCAGCCGGGGAAACCCCUGGCGGGGCUCAGAAUACUGGACGUAGGCUGUGGCGGUGGGCUGCUCACUGAGCCCUUGGGUAGACUGGGGGCAGAUGUGCUAGGCAUUGACCCGGUGGCAGACAGUAUUGGGACAGCGGAGGUACAUGCUUGGCAUGAUCCAGACCUGCGUGGCAAUGUGCGCUACCGUGCCAUCACUCUGGAGGAGCUCUCUGAGAAGGGGGGGAAGGGAGCGGGUCAGUUUGAUGCGGUGGUGGCCUCUGAGGUGGUGGAACAUCUGGCUGACCUGGAAACCUUCACACUCUGCUGCAACCAGGUGCUCAAGCCAGGAGGCUCUCUCUUCAUCACCACCAUCAACAAGACCCAGCUGUCGUACGCCCUGGCCAUCGUGGCAGCAGAGGAGGUGCUACGCAUCGUGCCCAGCGGAACCCAUGACUGGGAUAAGUUUGUCACCCCCGUGGAGCUGGAGCGCCUGCUGGAGUCCAAUGGUUUCCAUGUGGAGUCUAUCCGAGGGAUGCUGUAUAACCCUCUGUCAUGGGCCUGGAGCUGGACAGAGAGCACCAGCAUCAACUACGCCCUGCACGCGGUCAAACUCGAGGAGGAACCGAACCCCGACGAGGACGACCCCGAAGACCCCACCGUGAUAGUUGCCCAAGCUAAGGCCAGACGCUGGUACAACUGACUUGACCAUGGAAGAGAGAUUGGUCAGCUGCAGCACAGAUCUUCUGAUCUCUGAAAGGAAAGGCAAUGGACCUAAAAAAAAAACAAAGCUAUUGAAAGUUAUAGUUCAGUGCUUGAUACAAGUACAUGAUGUUUUCUUUCAGCCAGGCCAUGAUUGUUCUGUGAGUUCAAGCAUAAUGAGUCUCUCUGAAUUGUGUGAACUGUUUAAGCUUUCGAGGCUUGUCAUUACAAUGCCAUCUGUUAUGGUAGAAGUGUUCAUCACCAUGGUUGACAUCUCAGGUCUCUGAUUUACUAUUGAGCAAGAUGUUUUCUUCAAGUAGAGUCACAAUGUGUCUGUUCAUCAAAAUCUAAUUAUUUUUCCUCAUGACACAAAUGUUAUUCUAGUCACAUGCCCCACUGGCUUCUAACAAAUUGCAUUUAAGAGCUGUUAAUUCUAUGCCCAAACUAUUGAUAAUGGGUCGAUGUAGGCUAUAGAACAGUCAUGGGAUGGUUUUCAGUCACAUACUUAAGCAGCAUAAAUUGAGCAGACCAGGUUUGAACAGGAUGAACAUGUCUACAAUUUGUCCAGGACACUAGUCUACCUCCAGUGACAUGAGCGCUAGACUACGAAGCCGCUGGAGUGCGCGCUCUUCUUGCAGAAUAGCUGUGCAGUAAGCAUUUUUGAUGUAUAAGUCUUCUUAUUGAAUAUAUAAAUAUAAUUUAAAGAAAAAGUGAAUCGGUAGGAAGCGAUCAUAAACUGAUCAAUUAAUACGGUUUCAGAACUACUAUGAACCGAACCUUUUGGGAAAAGCAGAGCGCACGGAUGCAGGCGGCACUGGGUUGGCACCAAUUAUUUAUAUUCACACUGACUGAUAUACAUUAUUGUAAAUUUUGGAAGCCAUAGAAAUGCAUUUAUUAAUGUCUACAUUCGUUUUUGCAACGUAUUAUAUUACAAACACCUCAAUGCAUACUUUCUAUUGUAUUAUGUGGGCUGAACAUAAAAAUAAAACGUUUUUUAUCUUCCAAGUAUAA
This is a messenger RNA of Oncorhynchus keta (chum salmon), 2972 nucleotides long. It is a transcript of the gene coq3, whose product is annotated as coenzyme Q3 methyltransferase. NCBI's taxonomy places the organism in Eukaryota, Metazoa, Chordata, Actinopteri, Salmoniformes, Salmonidae. The transcript has 6 exons. Gene Ontology annotation, molecular function: 2-methoxy-6-polyprenyl-1,4-benzoquinol methyltransferase activity. The record is from RefSeq and is a predicted model, not a curated record. Gene Ontology annotation, biological process: ubiquinone biosynthetic process. The coding region runs from base 1090 to 1962 and encodes 290 amino acids.